AUGGCCACACCAACCAUCCCUUUGGAGCUCACACCUAGAGUUAUCGCACGGCGCAUGGACACGCGCCAGCUGCAUGGUCCUGACUUCCCUGACACGCUCUCGGAUGUGUCUUAUCCUCCCCAAUUACAGAAACCUAGACCGCUUUUGUUCUGGUUUGGUUAUCCUAUCGACUUUGGGAAGCUCGAAGCUUUCGUGAAAGAACAGAGUCCUCUCUACCCUGAUCUCUCUCAGGAUCGUACUCGCAGCGAGGGGAUCAACCAUGCCUGGAAUCGCAUCUUCAUCAUCGGCGUCAUCCGCAAGAUCUUUGGGGAGUCGACUCGAUUGAUACCUGUGUAUGGCCGCAGGGAGGGAAAACCCAUCAUAGUCAUGUCUUUCUACUGCAACUUUGACGCUCCAGGGAGAGUGGUGCAUGAGAACGAGAAGGCGUUUGCCCUUAAGUUCACCAGUUUGGAAGGGGAACCAAGAUGGUACCUUGACUGGCGUCGCAACCCGGUCCCUGAUCCCCCGGACCGAGUCGAGAAAUCCACUGUAUGA
Molecule: messenger RNA, 534 nt
Organism: Suillus subaureus
Lineage: Eukaryota; Fungi; Basidiomycota; Agaricomycetes; Boletales; Suillaceae
Exons: 3
Coding region: 1-534 (177 amino acids)
Source: RefSeq, a predicted model, not a curated record